Molecule: messenger RNA, 1854 nt
Organism: Fusarium sp. VM40
Lineage: Eukaryota; Fungi; Ascomycota; Sordariomycetes; Hypocreales; Nectriaceae
Source: the annotation of a GenBank genome assembly
AUGGAUAACAAGGAAUUGGGCCCCGACGUCCCUCAGGCGUCUCACAAUGAGAAAGACGCUCUUGGAGCUACUCACGACACCGGCGGUGCGCGUCGUGGAUCUACCGCUGUCAAUAUCGUGGAGAACCCGCUCAAGCGCGUAACCCCCGAAAAAGCCGUCCUCGAUGCGCGCCUCUUCGCAGAAAGCCACGGCAUGUCCGAGCACGCCGAGCUCUUCGGCCGCGCAGCCCUCGUCGCUCGUGACUCUGAAAGAUUCAACAUGGUCAAGGAGCUCACCGAGGGUGAGCGCCAGGCCCUCGAGUACGAGAGAGACCACAAGUGGCACGGCCCCAAGAUGCUCUGGUACUCCAUCUCGCUGUGCGCCAUCGGAGCCGCGACCCAGGGAUGGGAUCAGACAGGUUCCAACGGUGCCAAUCUCUCCUUUCCGGAAGAGUUCGGUCUUUAUGAGGACAGAAGUGUUCGCGAUCAGUGGAUUGUUGGUCUUGUCAACUCCAUUAUUUUCCUGACUGCCGGCCUCAUUGGCGCUUUCAUCGUUGAUCCUCUUAACCAUUACCUAGGCCGUCGUGGUGAAAUCUUCGUUACCGCCUGCUGUCUCACCGCCACCCCUAUCGCCUCCGGCUUCACACACUCUUGGCAAGCACUCUUCGCCGUGCGCUUCGUCAUGGGCAUCGGCAUCGGCGCCAAAAACGCCACUGUUCCAAUCUACUCAGCCGAGAUGGCACCCGCCCGAAUCCGUGGUGCUCUGGUCAUGUUCUGGCAGCUCUGGGUCGUCAUCGGCAUCUUCCUCGGCUUCUGCGCCAACGUCAUCGUCAAAGACACAGGCAAGAUUGCAUGGAGACUGCAGCUCGGCUCGGCCUUCAUCCCAUCCUUCCUUCUUGGCAUCGGUAUCUUCUUCUGCCCUGAGUCGCCGCGUUGGUUGAUGAAGCACGGCAAGCAUGCCAAGGGCUUCCAUUCUAUGCAGCGUCUGCGCGCGCACGACAUCAUCGCCGCCAGGGACUUUUACUACUCGUGGGUCAUCUACGAGGAGGAGUUGGCUGUUGCUAGUGGUGCUGGGUACUUUCAGCGUUUGUGGGACUGCUUUGCGGUGCCUCGCAUUAGACGUGCCAACUAUGGUGCUUCGACCGUCAUGAUUGCUCAGCAGAUGUGUGGUAUCAAUAUCAUUUCCUUCUACAGCUCCACCAUCUUCGUCAACGCUGGGUACUCACAAGUCGAAGCGUUGUAUGCUUCACUCGGGUAUGGUGCCAUUCAGGUAGUUGCUACUAUCCCCACGCUGUUCUUGAUCGACACCAAGGGAAGACGAACUCUGUGUCUCAUUACAUUCCCAUUUAUGUGUGUCUUCCUGCUUGCCGCCGGCCUGUCUCUCCUCAACCACAGCGGUAGCCGCGGUGCACAGAUUGGACCCGUUGUCCUGUUUGUAUACCUCUUCACCAUUGCCUACUCCCUAGGUGAAGGACCAGUCGCUUUCCAAUACUCUGCCGAAGUAUUUCCCACCAUCCAGCGUGAGCAGGGUAUGGCAUGGGCUGUCUGCAUUAACAAUACCUUUGAAUCUGCAGCUGGUAUCCUCGGUCUGACAUUCCCUCGAAUGACCAAGGCCAUGUCCCCUACUGGAGCCUUUGGUUUCUACGCUGGUCUCAACCUUAUUGCCUGGGCUAUGAUAUUCAUGUUCGUUCGUGAGACCAAGCAACUCACACUCGAAGAACUGGACCAGGUCUUCUCCGUUCCUACAUCCCAGUUCAUCUCAUACGAGACAAAGGUCUGGCUUCCAUACUUUAUCAAGCGACACAUUCUUCGCAAGAAGAUUGCUAAGCCCCCUGCCAUCAUUGAGCGAGGCGAGAAGAAUUUUGACUCUGCUUGA